AUGCCAAACAGACGCGGACGUAAGCCUUUAGCAACUCCCCCCACAGAUAAAAAACACAAACAGAAUUUGAGCAACCAACGAAAGUUCCGUCAGCGCCGUGAUGCUUACGUCAAAGGUCUGGAAGUCAAAGUCAAAGAAUACGAAGAUCAGUUGAAGGAGAUGGGACUGGUUUGUGCACAAGUCCAAGAAGAAAACAGAUCUCUAAGGGAAAAAGUGGCGUCAUUGGAGAAACGAAGGGGCGAAAGAAAUGAAUUAUGCGAUGGUAGUCUUGGCAUCUCGUCAACGGAGAUUCAACUUGCUAGUAAGAUCUCUGGUAGCAAAGACGUGAACUCCUGCAGCGGUUCAUCCAUUUAUUCAGUACAAGAUAUAAUAGAGUCUACACAAAUGAGCGAAAACCAAAUAUAUCAAGAAUUGCACAAGGGCGAAAAUUCAUGUGACGUUGUCAUGGGCGAUGCGUCUGACUACGGUUCCAAUAGUGGUUCAGCAUCGAGACAAUUUGUUCGUAAUUCAUCAUCAUAUCAACAAUGCUUGUCGCCUGCUUCUCCAAAACACUACGCCUCACUCUUGCCACUCGACAACAUCAAUUAUCAACCGCGAGUGUUACCUUCGUAUUUAUCGUCGUUUGAUUUUCAUAAUGAACAGAUCAAAGAGAAAUAUUCUUUUCAUCGUCAACAAACCAAAAAUGGGACUAACCCUUCAUCCACUUCUUCGAUGUCAGUCGAAGAUAUAAUCAAUCCACCUUUAUUUUGCGAGAGGGAUGGGGAUAUUUGUUUUUGUGAACCAUCAGUCACAAUAGAUGAUCUCGAAUUAAACGACGCGAAAACGCCAUCGCAAAUGUCAACAAACAACGGUAGAUACCUAGUUACUACCCAGAAGACGGGGAAACGGAUAUGUAUGAUCAUUCCUCCGUUUCCAGAAUGCGAGGACCCUACGCGAUCUGCACGAGGAUGCCCUAAUCUACCGCCGCCCGAACCACAGUGGCAACAAUUAUCACAGAAUGAGCAUUAUUUACCACAAAGUUUUCCGACCAGUUCCUUCUCUCAACCUCAUCACCUCAAAUAA
This is a messenger RNA of Acaulospora colombiana, 1062 nucleotides long. The record is from the annotation of a GenBank genome assembly. Lineage: Eukaryota; Fungi; Glomeromycota; Glomeromycetes; Diversisporales; Acaulosporaceae.